CAUAAAUAAAAACAAGAAAUGGCCGAAGUGAAUUAUUCCUCGACGCAAAUUAAUUUUUUUGGAUUUUGAAGAAUAUAUUAAUGAAUAAAAUUGAUUUAAAGUAAAAUUUAUACAAAAUCAUGGCUCAGGUGCCAACAAAAUCGACAGGCGUGAUAGAUAAUGAGAAAGACGUUGAAGAAAAAGAAGAUUCCUCGACAGUACCAGAAUGCGCAGUAUGUUUGCAACCAUGUAUACAUCCAGCUCGGUUACCCUGCAGCCACAUAUUCUGUUACCUAUGUGUGAAAGGAGUAGCUAAUCAGAGUAAAAGAUGUCCCAUGUGCCGACAAGAAAUUCCAGCAGAUUUUGUCGAGAGGCCACAAUUGGUAGAAGUCGAGGAACCAGCGAAAGAAGACACAGAGACCGAGGAAGAGUACCAAUGGUUUUACGAAGGCCGAAAUGGUUGGUGGCAAUACGAUCAGCGCACGAGCCUGGAGCUUGAAACGGCUUAUAAGCAAGGUAAAAGAACGUGUGAACUCCUGAUAGCAGGAUUUCUGUAUAUUGCCGAUUUUGGAUCAAUGCUUCAAUUGCGCCGCAAUGAUCCAUCGAGGCGCCGAAGAAUCAAACGAGAUCUCCAUAAUGUGCCCAAGAAAGGGGUGGCUGGAUUACGACUCAACACGCAAGAGGAAGAGCAAAUUGUUAGGGAAAUUAGAGGAGCUGAAAGGCCCACCAGCCCUGCGAGUGAUAAUUUGGGAACAGGCGACGGCACAAAUACACCGGUUCCACCGAGCAAUACACCCCAAACUCCAGCUGGUGGUUCCGCAUCUGGAGAUGCAACACCUCUGACUGACAGGUCGAAUCAAAGAUCAGAAUCGCUGCAUCAAAUUUUGGAACAAAUGAGAUCCCUUGUGCUAAUGGAAAAUCUUUCACUCAAUAGUGAUAAUGAAAUCGAAGAGCCUGCGGAUGAUACGCUACCCUCGGAUCAACCCCGGUUACAAUCAUCAAAUAAUCCCGACUCUUCAGAUGAAGAGCGCACAUAACUGAGCGUACAAAAUUGCAAUUUCAAAAAACUUUUUCAAUAUUCUAGAAUCUAGACAAUCUAUUCUAGAGUCUAGAGUAGGGGAAACCUCCCUACAGUGGAUAAGGCCACACUGGAUAAUCAUUGUGUAAAAAUACUAAUGACUGUAAAAUAAUUAAUUUAAUUUAAUUAAUAAUAAAUUCACUUUUGGUGCUGAUAAAUUAAAAUAAAAACUAAUAAUUUUUCUUUUAUUUGUGCUCUUAAUUAAUGAUUAUCCACUGUGGCAUUAUUCACUGUAAGGACGUUAAUCGUUGUACCCCUACUUACAACUUGAGCAUCUGCUAUCUGUAUAGUCAAUAUGAGUAUUCAUCGAACUUUUUUAACGAUUUAUAAAACCCUAGAAAAAAGAGAAAAAUAUUCGAGGGAAAUUAUUUGAAUCGGAGAAUUCAGGAAUUCAAUCGGCCACCAAAAUAGCCACAAAGCAAUUCGGGCAAAUCUGCUGAAUUUCCGGUUUCUGAACCAAUGUAUUCGUAUUAUUACAUUUUCUAGAUAGGAAAAAAUCCCAAAAAUCAUACGUUUCUAGAAAUUGCGAAUAUUUAAACAUAUUCUUUUUACAGAAUAAAAAAAAAAGAUUUUUUAAUGAUAAAUUUAAGGUACCGAUUUUUAAGAUUUAAAAAAAUAUAUAAAUAAUCUAACAUUUGCCUGAAUCUUUGGCGGCUGUUCCGAAAAUUCGUUGGAACAUUUUUUGUUCGAAUUUUCAUGCAUGUCCCAAAUUUUUUCCAAUCCACAAAAAAAUAAAUUAAACCCCAUGAAGUUUAACACGUUUUUCCCAUAAGAAAAAAAUACAUUUUUGUCAAUGUUAUUAAUAAUCGUCAUAAGUAAGUGUGUCAAAUUGAAACUUAACAUUUUUCUUCACAAUUGGCAAUAGAAAAAAAAACCUUUAAGUGAAAAAUUGGGUUUUUG
Messenger RNA from Belonocnema kinseyi, 1957 nucleotides. It is a transcript of the gene Rnf146, whose product is annotated as E3 ubiquitin-protein ligase RNF146. Gene Ontology annotation, biological process: Wnt signaling pathway; ubiquitin-dependent protein catabolic process. The coding region runs from base 120 to 1016 and encodes 298 amino acids. Gene Ontology annotation, molecular function: poly-ADP-D-ribose binding; zinc ion binding; ubiquitin protein ligase activity. Lineage: Eukaryota; Metazoa; Arthropoda; Insecta; Hymenoptera; Cynipidae. Gene Ontology annotation, cellular component: nucleus; cytoplasm. The record is from RefSeq and is a predicted model, not a curated record. The transcript has 4 exons.